AACUGUUCCUCUGUCAGCUCCUGGACGGAACUCGGCGCUCUAACGAGAUGAGUAAAAUCAUUCUGUACGAAAAUCCCGACUUUACAGGGAAGCAGAAGGAAUUUGUGAACGAUGUUCAAGAUCUUGCUGUUGAGAACUUCACGAAUGCUGUCCGCUCGAUCAGAGUGAUUGGCCGGCACUGGGUGGUGUACGACGGCACAAACUUCAAGGGGGAUUUCAAGGUGUUUGGUCCAGGAGACCACGGAAAACUGGACUACCUGGAUCGUGCGAUUAGCUCUUUGCGCCUGGUGAAGGAAAAUUUGCUCAACCCGGAGAUCGUUCUGUGCGAACACGUCGACUAUGGGGGCAUGACCCGCAGCAUUAAGGAAACGACGGAUGAUCUGUCGAAAUCCGGCUUCGACAACCUCGUCUCUUCCCAUAAGGUGAAGGAGGGCGUGUGGAUUCUGUACCAGGAUCUCAACCAGAAAGGGCCGAGACUCAUCACCUUCCAGGGUGACGAAUGGACCGACUAUCGCCAGUUCGGUUGGAAUGACAAGCUGUCCUCAGUCAAGGCCUUGUUGAAAAGCGACUUCGAGGUUUGAGGAGUCUCGUACUGGUGUCCCGCUUUCAGCCGCAGCUCCAAACCCCAGAGUCUUGUUGGAUGGAUCUGGGCCAUCGCUUUCCUG
This is a messenger RNA of Hypanus sabinus (Atlantic stingray), 665 nucleotides long. RefSeq names its product epidermal differentiation-specific protein-like. Gene Ontology annotation, biological process: visual perception; lens development in camera-type eye. The coding region runs from base 48 to 581 and encodes 177 amino acids. Gene Ontology annotation, molecular function: structural constituent of eye lens. NCBI's taxonomy places the organism in Eukaryota, Metazoa, Chordata, Chondrichthyes, Myliobatiformes, Dasyatidae. The transcript has a single exon. The record is from RefSeq and is a predicted model, not a curated record.